UGUCUUUCUUUUCUUCCCUCGUCUGCACAAGUGGAGGAAUGGAAAACAGCCACGUCUAUUUAUGAGUUCACUGCCACAGAUAUUGAUGGCAACAAAGUGUCUCUGGAAAAAUACAAAGGUCAGGUGGUUAUCAUCACCAAUGUUGCCACCAAAUGAGGCAAAGCCCCAGUAAACUACUCUCAGUUUGCACAGAUGCACGCCAAGUAUGCUGAGAGAGGUUUAUCCAUCCUAGCUUUCCCAUGCAACCAGUUUGCCAACCAGGAACCUGGUACAAAUGAACAGAUCAAACAAUAUGUCGAAUCCUUCAGUGUGCAAUUUGACUUAUUCAGCAAGAUCAAUGUAAACGGACCAGAAGCUCAUAGCCUGUGGAAGUGGUUAAAGGAGCAACCGAAUGGUGAAGGAUUUCUAGGAAAUGGAAUCAAAUGGAAUUUCACCAAGUUCCUCAUUAACCGACAAGGCCAGGUUGUGAAGAGAUACUCGCCACUGAAGGAUCCAUUUGCAAUAGAAAGAGAUAUCCUGAAAUAUCUGUAGACCCUGCAUUUAAUUUCCUCUUAACCACCUAUUUCCAUUCCCUUUCCCAAUCCUCUCCUGUGACUUUCCCAAUCCUCAAAGUCAUUGAAAAGGUUGUUUUCAAUCAGCUGAACAAAUUCUUAAACUCAAAUGGCUAUCUGGACAAUUUUCAAUCUGGUUUCCGCCAACAUCACAGCACAGAGACAGUGCUCAUAAAGAUAAUAAAUGAUAUUCGCUUAAA
Molecule: messenger RNA, 751 nt
Organism: Tachysurus vachellii
Lineage: Eukaryota; Metazoa; Chordata; Actinopteri; Siluriformes; Bagridae
Product: phospholipid hydroperoxide glutathione peroxidase-like
Exons: 6
Coding region: 193-531 (112 amino acids)
Biological process (GO): response to oxidative stress
Molecular function (GO): glutathione peroxidase activity
Source: RefSeq, a predicted model, not a curated record